AAGUGAAUUAUCCAUUGUCGUGUGACAUGUCAAUGCGUGAUAAAAAGGCAGAUCUACAGUCGACUAGUACUACUACUAGCUACGUGGAGUAAAAUAAAGUACAAUGUACUAUUCAUGACGGUCCAGUCUGAUGUUAACUAAAGACUGUCUUUUUCGUUUCAACUCUUCAACUUGCAAGCCAAGGUUAUUGCACAGGCUGUUUGCAUGGUUUGAAAUAAUCAAUGUGUCGUGAUGGAGAGACAAGUGAGUUCAGAUGACUGGGUAGCCAUCCAACCUGAUCCAUUUCAAACCUCUGAAGCUAAAAGUAAAGCAUCUCAUCUCCAUUUCAAGGUAGCCUGGAACGAGCAGCUUCAUAAAGUCGCUAUCGUCUGCCAUGAAGCGGAGCAACGGGCGAUCCGAAGGACUCUCAACACUGGCCCUCCAGGGAAAAAACCUGGUAAUCCUGACAAGGACGUAGGUAUUUCCAAAGAUAGGCCUUCGCUGAAUGGAACCAAAGAGGGCUGGACAACCCUGAUGUCCAUUCAAGAACUACAGUACGCCCACGAGCAGAUGUGCCUUGUGAAACCCGAGCUUUGUGAAUACCCACCGUCCUUGCCCUUUGACCCCCGCGGCAUCUGGAGCUGGGUGUACAGUCUUGAGAUUCCAGACGACUUUGAUGAACAGCUUGUGAGGUACCUUGAUACGGCAGCUGAAAUUGCCGGGAAGAAGCUCGUGACUGAUACGCUCUUUAACUCGCAUGUUGGUAUUGAGGGUUAUGUGGAAAGCUAUGGUAAGCUGAAGCAAGAUGCUUAUGAAGCUGAUGUCGCAAAGUGGGAGGAGCAGAUACGGACAUCGCACAAGAAACACUCUUCCGUGAAGAAAAUGAAGGAUAUGAUGGAACUCUACGAGAAGGAGGAUGGGAUUUUAUGUGACCUAGCCUCAGCUCAAGCCGAACUGUUUAAUUUAUACCUCCAACCCUAUCUAGACUUGAGGGAACUAGCCUUUGAUCAUUUACUGAAUUUGCAGGAGAGACUGGAGGACGAGUCUAUGAGUAUGAAGGGGAGAGAGAAAUGCACCAUGGAGUACAGUGAAUGGCAGGAACAUUAUGUGGAGUCUAUUGAUGCAAUCAACAAGUUGAGGAUCAACUAUUUUCAAGAGUGCAUGAAAACAACAAAAGCCGUCGUCACUCAGAUGACAUCGGACAGCAAGGAGUUUGGCAAGGCAUCAUGGGAAAUGGGAGGAGAGGAGCGUCUCAGCAACCUGCUGCAAACCCUCUCACAAGACACUCUACAGCUACUUCAAGCCAAGAGGGAUAAUACAAGCAUGAACUCGGCAAGAUUAAACAAGAUUCCACUGGCAUGUUUGGAUGAAGGUGCAGGGUUCCAACGCGAGGUGGAGAGGUUACAGGGAAAGCUUUUGAUCCAGAUGAAACUCUUUGAGACACAGCUCAGUAUUCUACAAGAUCAGGAGUCUCAAUGCAGUAGACAACUCAAACAGCUACAGCAGAAAUUCAAGGCAGAGGAUGAUGUAAUGUUCUACGAUGCCGUUGAGAACGUGGAGGAUCUGGAUUUGGAUGUCUUUGCUGAGGAGGAGGGACCGGUCAGAGAGGAGGAAAGUCGGACGCUGGAGGAGAAAUAUACAAGGUCAAAGGUCUUGAGGUCAAGGCUUGCACGCAUCAGCAAAAGGAAAGCUCAACUGAGAAACAAUAAACAACUGUGUAAGAAUCAGAACAAUGAGAAGAGUGCAGGUAGCAGAAAGAUGGAAGUAGACCAUGAGAUGCACCAUAAGAUCCAAAUGAAACGUGAUCAACAGGCAGCCAUUGGACAGAAGAAAAAAGACUUCUUCAAUGCAGAGAGACAGAAGACAAUGGAGAGAUUGAAAAAUUACAAUAUGAAAUAUCCAAGUCCCAAGACGAUUAAACCACACCAAUUCAAGAAACAUAAAGAGGACAAAACUAAAACUAGAAGUAGUUCAUCAGUUUCAACAGACUCUAAAAUGUCAAAAUCCAAACUUGGGUCCCGAGUUAAAUCUGCCAAGCCUGGUUCACCCAACUCGAACAAAAAAUCCCCAUCGAAGUCACCAGGGUCUUCCAGAAGUGCACCCUCACCUCCUCCUUAUCCUCCUCCAGCUGGUUCCCCCGUCAGUGCUCCUCCUCCUCCAUCACCGCCACCGCCGCCCCCUCCACCAGCCGUGCCUGCCCCACCACCCCCACCACCACCACCACCACCAGCAUCUCAGCCGGGCAUGGCUCCCACGACAGGUGGUAGGGGGAGAUCACCGGUUGGUGGGAAGAAGAAGCAAGCAGCAGAGGUAGCCCCUCCAACUGGUAUUAAUCUCGAUAGCAUCCUAUCAGCUAGACAGAGACUUCAAAAAAGAACGAGCAGUGAUGAAGAUGGUGCACAUAAAACAGACAAAGACCCUAUGAUGGGCAUGUUGCAUCUGAUUCGCCAGGGUGUCAAGCUACGGCAGGUGGAAGGUAACGGCGACGCCCAGAAACAAACCCAGUGGGAGAAUUCAGAACUCUUCAAUGCAAUCAGUAAACUCAGAUCACAAGUUGAAACCGUAGAGACGUGCGACUCGGAUGAUGACUUUCUCUAGAGGGAACAGCCUUGUCACUUAUAAUCCAUAGUCUAUUUUCAUUUAAAAAUGUAUC
Messenger RNA from Strongylocentrotus purpuratus (purple sea urchin), 2632 nucleotides. Its product is annotated as junction-mediating and -regulatory protein. NCBI's taxonomy places the organism in Eukaryota, Metazoa, Echinodermata, Echinoidea, Camarodonta, Strongylocentrotidae. The record is from RefSeq and is a predicted model, not a curated record. Gene Ontology annotation, cellular component: cytoplasm. Gene Ontology annotation, biological process: Arp2/3 complex-mediated actin nucleation. Gene Ontology annotation, molecular function: Arp2/3 complex binding.